Tuber aestivum (summer truffle) is the source of this 1639-nucleotide messenger RNA. The record is from the annotation of a GenBank genome assembly. NCBI's taxonomy places the organism in Eukaryota, Fungi, Ascomycota, Pezizomycetes, Pezizales, Tuberaceae.
AUGCUGAACGGGGGAAGAGUCAGGGUCCCCGUGGGACCUGGGUUAUCGGGCACUGGUGUCGGUGGUAGGGGUGGAGGGAGGAGAGCGCCGGCUUGGGAUCCGUUACCGCAGAUGCUUAGUUCUGAUGGACCUGAGCUUGAGCUCUUGAGUAUCAGGAUCGGGUACGGGGAGCCGUGGGGGGGAGGGGGGUUGAAGUUGAGGUAUCAUACUGAGUGAGUUGUUGGUUCCUUUCUUUCUUUAGGCAACGAGCGGGGGGGGGGGAGGUUUAAGGUUUAUGAGUUUAAGAGUUUUUUUUUUUCCACUUGCGAGCGGAUGGAAGGUGAAUGUCUCGGAUCUAGUUAUGGGAUGAGCCGUUUUGUGUUUUUAUUUUAUUUUUGCUUUUCCUUUUGCUUUUCAUGGUCCUCUAGUGAUGUUUGGUUGGUGGUGGUGGUGGUUGGUGGAGCCUUGGGUAACUCAAGUAUUCAUUUCUCAUUCGCAGGGCGGAAUGUGUUUCUUUCGAGGGUCCCAUGAAGUUAGGCAUGCUCGUGCCGCUGGAGGAACUCCUCCUAAAGGAUAACCAAGACGGGAGUAUAUCAGUCUUCUUUCGGAGGCAGUUUAGGCGGAAGGUGUGUACGUCCUUUGUUGCUAUUGGGCCGUUCAUGUUAAGUAGUCUACUAUCAUAAAAAAGAAAAGAGAUCUAACUUGAUAUCUGGUAUGCCUUUAGUAUUACACUUGGGACGAAGGGCUCCCACGAUAUCCAGAGCAUAUUCAUGCCUUUAAACAGGAACUUAACCAGGAAUUGCAUAUGUGGUGCCUUGUGACCGGAUACGAUGCAGUUGCUCGAGCAGCGCACUUUGUCAGAAAGGUACAGUUGAAUAUCUUACCCUAACCCUUAUCCCCACCCCCGUGUCCCCCAUCACAGGGGAGGGUGUAAGUUAACCGUUUUCAACAGAUAAAGCAGGGUCGCCAAGGAAUCUCCGCCCUUCCUCAGCGUGCCUCAGACUUCCCUGCAUACGAGUCAACCCAUCGCCCCCGAGCACCUACCUCCUCACGUAACCCCCCACCCGCACCCGAACCAACGGUGCGCUUCCAGGAUGAUCCAGAGCCGGAUAGGUCCCCACCGAGAUACCGCAACCCGGGCCCGUACUUCCCGGACAGGGAACCAGACGCCCAACCUUCUCUUCCCCGUCGCAACUCAUACCAGCGGUUUCCGCGUGCUCCCCCGCCAGCACCGAAUCCACCACCGCUGGGGCCGCAUAGGCCGAAUCCGCUGCGGGGCGGGGGAGAAGACAGGGGCUACGACUACGACUCUGAUGUCCCCAUUCCCGCACCGCCAGCGGCUCCCGCUCCUCCGCCUGCGCCUCCAGCUCCACAGCAGGUCCCGCAACGGUACGCCUCUCCAGCGCCAGCGACAAGGCAAAUAUUUGCAAUGGUCUACAGACGCUCUCCGGUGGACGCGGGGGUCGAAAUUCGACCGGCGAGUAUUAGCUCUAGCUUUGAAGGAUUGCAGAGACAGGCGAGGUCGCACUGGAAUCUCCUGGAGUUGAGGCUUUUCGGGAAAGUGGAUGGGUUGAAGAUGAACCUUAACUCGCAGAGCGAUUUGGAGGCGUACGUGAAGUUAUGCCAGGGCACAGUCAGGCUGAUUGUCGAGGUCGAAUAG